CAUGUAUGUUAGACGAGCAUGGAUGAUGCCGUCAUAACAGCCAUGGAGAGAUGGAGUUCGAACGCGCACUCUUCCGUAUUCAUCAGAAAGCACUCCUCACUGAGCCUUUACGACGAUUCCGGUUUCAUCUUGAGAGAGUUCUCCCAGCGCUUAUUGGGAUCCAAGUUCUGGUCCUAACAUGCUUGCACACUUGUUACGUGGGCCAGUCCAACUGCUUGCCAGAAGUUCUUCGGCAUGCUGGCCUUUGGAAUGAGUCCACCGAUGAGCCGUACUUGCCAGAGGAUGCCUUGCUCCACGUGAGCCUGAGCAAUGGGGAUGGCAUCACUGGCGUUACCCUCAUGGAGCGGCCCCAAAUAGGAGCUGUCAUCAAGGAUGGCUUCAAAGUGCAAGAGAAUAGAACCUUGCGGAGAAGUGGCAAACAUUUUCCUACCAACUCUGCCUCUGUUUUUGGCAGCUAUCGAUUUGCUUUAGACCGUGAGUUGGUGCAAAUGAGGAAAGCCGUGUUUGAGAAGCAUCACUUUGAAAUCCACAACAUCUCUGUCACUUCUAACUGCCUGGUUCCUUUUGGUCCACUGGCGGACGCCUUUCAUUUGUUUGAUGCCUGGGAUGGCUUGGUGAUCAACGAGCUUGCCUACAGCCUUCGAAGUCGCGGAUAUUUGGAGCGUUUGGAUGGUGCAGAAUCUGUGGUCGAAGUGUGGGCAUGGUCAGCGGAUCAGGUGGAAUCGCCUCUUCAGGCAUCAUUUCUUGGUUGCCUUUUUAGGAAGAUCAUGAUUCUACUGAGUGCAGUCAUGUCCUUUUGCCUCAUCUCCGCAAUAACUGGACUCUUCAUUCGCAUCGCUGUCCAUGGAUCAGCAGUGUUAAUGUUUCCCUUGGCCUUGGGCGCGCAGUACAUGGGCCUCAAUCACAGCCGAAUCUCGCUGAAUGUCCUGGCGCGGAGCUUUCCCUGGAUUGGAAUCCAUGUGGACGUCCUUCGUACAGGCCAGCGAGCAGUUUGGCCACUCUUUCGAUCUCACAUGUUGUUCUUGCUGGUCCAGUCCUUUGCAUACCUUAGCUGCAACCUGGCCUGGAGAUUCUUACUCUACCGGAAGUCAUCGCCUGAGGGCUUUGAAGAGAACAUUUUCAGCUUGUGUUCCUUGGUGGAGCUCUUCAAUCUGAUCUUUGUUCGGUCUGUGCACUCUGCUGGCUUUUAUCCCAAAGUAGUGACAGCCUCCAUCGUCUACUUGCACUUCUACAUUUUUUUGCUCCCUGUACCCAUUUCACAACUUGGCAUUUGCUGCUUGCUGCUCACUGUGUGCCUACGCGAUGGUCUACUGCUUGAACCAUUUCGAGGAGCCUGCCAUUCGGCAAGACCCUUUCAGCAGCAGCACACCAACAAAUGCACAUCCAAGAGCACUUUUCAUGCCAAUGCUUUCACCGUCAUGGACCAUGGAGGCUGCUCCACUCUGGACCAUGUUCUACCCUGCGGAGCCUCCGUCAGCCUUUCCUGAGGAUGCUAUGAGACACAUUCAGAGCGAAGAGUACAACAUGCCGUAAACGCACUCUGACUCUUGUCCCGGAGCACGUUGCAGCUUGCUAAUGUGCGGGUAAAACACCUGUGCAAUGCACCAGCCUGCAUCAAUCAUUCAGACAA
Messenger RNA from Durusdinium trenchii, 1630 nucleotides. The record is from the annotation of a GenBank genome assembly. Lineage: Eukaryota; Dinophyceae; Suessiales; Symbiodiniaceae.